Molecule: messenger RNA, 1983 nt
Organism: Trichomonas vaginalis G3
Lineage: Eukaryota; Parabasalia; Trichomonadida; Trichomonadidae
Product: spectrin binding
Exons: 1
Coding region: 1-1983 (660 amino acids)
Molecular function (GO): protein binding
Source: RefSeq, a predicted model, not a curated record
AUGGAAAAUAAUUCUCCUUCUCGUUAUCAUGAGCUUCUGGAGUUAAAUAAAUCAUAUGUUGAUACAUUCAAUGCAUUAUACAAACUCAACACUUCCAAUGAAAGCGAAAUCAAAAAAAUAUGCAAAGAUAUCAAAAACAAUCUGAUCACAACAAAAUAUUUCUUACCAAUGCAAAUAUUAAGGAUAAUUGCAAUCGCAGCAAAAUACAAUAACAGCUAUAUUAGCUCAUACCGUGUCAUUUUCAAAAGGAUAUUUGAAACAUUUCGACAUAAACAAGUUGAAUAUGGCGAAAACCUCUUUAAUUACUUUAUAUGUAAUGAAUGUGUUAUCGGAGUUGAUUCGAAAAAUACAGAAUGCUUAGACUAUUUUAUCAUAAACGACCAAAAUAAGAAAAGGCUCGAAGACGACACAAUUUAUAACAUUAUUAUGAAUGAUAAUGUAGAGUUAUUAAAAAUAUAUACGGAAAGGAAAGAUUUUAAAAUCAAACAAGAGUUUUACAAUGAUUUUUAUCCAUUUCGUGUUGAUGGUUACUCAUUGCUUGAACUAUGCUGCUACCAUGGGUCCGUUAAUUGUUUUAAUUUCCUGCGAACAAAUUUUCACACAGAAAUCACAUCAAAAUGUCUUCAACUCUCAUUUUUGCGUGGAAAUCAACACAUUGUUACCGAAUGUUUGAAUGUUGUUCGUCCUACACAAGAAUGCAUGGAAUAUGCUAUUGCAUCACACAACAUUGAUUUUGUUAUUUACUUAGUGAACGAAUAUCAUCUUCAUCUUGAUUUAGAUCUUUGUGUUUAUUUCCAUAACCUUGAAACAUUUUUAUUUUACUAUGAAAUUACUCAUGAUACUAACAAAUGUUUUGUUAAAUCGACAUAUUUAGGCAUUCCAUCACUUUGUGAAUAUUUUCUUUCAGAAGGUGCCUCCAUUAAAUCUGCAGAUGAAUUUGGUCGAACAGCACUUUCUAUCUCCUCAUGGAGCAAUCGUAAAUCUGUUGUUGAAUUUCUUAUUUCACAUGGCUGUGAUGUUAAUGAAACAAAUCAAAUCGGAAGGACUGCUCUUCAUAAAGCUGUAUUAAAUAACAGUAAGGAAGUGAUAAAUUAUCUUAUUUCCAAUAAAGCAAAUGUCAAUUCAAAAGAUAAUAAUGGAGAAACACCUCUCUACACAGCUGUAGUGAAUAACUUUAAUACUGUUGCAGUAUUGUUGAUUCAAAAGAAAGCAGAUGUUAAUAUUCGAGAUAAAAACAACGAAAGUAUUCUUUGUAAAGCUGUGCUCAAUAAUAACAAAGAAUUAGUAGAAUUGCUUGUUUCAAAAGGAGCAAAUGUCAAUGAAAGCAGGCUAAAUAAAACUUGUCUUCAAAUUGCGACAGAAAAUAAUUAUAGUGAUAUAGCAGAAUUUCUAAUUACACAUAAUGCAAAUGCUAAUGCAAUAAAUAUGGAUCGUAUGUGUGCCCUUCUUUAUGCAAUAAAAAAUAAUAAUAAAGAAAUUGUAGAACUUCUUAUUUCAAAUGGUGCAGAUGUUGACGUAUGUGGAUCAGAAGGUAAAACGCCUCUGCAUUAUGCAGCAGAAAAGGACUUUAAGGAAAUCGCAGAAAUACUUAUUUUGCAUAAAGCCAGAAUUGAUGCCUUUGAUGAUGAUCAUCGGACUCCUCUACACUAUGCAGCAAUGAAUAAUAGUUUUGAAACAGCACGAGUUUUGAUUAAUAACGGAGCCAGUACUGUUGCUAGAGAUAAAGAUUAUAUUAAUCCACUCGAAUAUACACGUAUUAAUGGAAAUAGAGAUUUAGAACAACUAAUUCGUGAGUAUAAUCGAAUAAAUGGUAUAGAUGAUAAUACUGAUGAUGACGAUGAUGACGAUGAUGAUGACUAUGGCUACUAUGAUGAUGAUGAUGACUAUGGCUACUAUGAUGAAAUUUAUUCUUAUAAUGGAUUUCCUUUUGGUUUAAUUUAUAAUGAUGACGAUUAUGAUGACGACGAUGACGACUAUUACUAA